This is a messenger RNA of Theileria equi strain WA, 693 nucleotides long. RefSeq lists its product as hypothetical. Lineage: Eukaryota; Apicomplexa; Aconoidasida; Piroplasmida; Theileriidae. Gene Ontology annotation, molecular function: triose-phosphate isomerase activity. The transcript has 4 exons. The record is from RefSeq and is a predicted model, not a curated record. Gene Ontology annotation, biological process: gluconeogenesis; glyceraldehyde-3-phosphate biosynthetic process; glycolytic process. Bases 1 to 693 code for a protein of 230 amino acids. Gene Ontology annotation, cellular component: cytosol.
AUGAUAACGUCCCCUGCGUAUAUACACCUUAAGUCGAUGAUUAGUAAAUACGAGGAACACGGAAGCAAGUGUAUUCCCUGCAGUCAGGACGUUAGUGCUUGUAGCACCAAAUUUGGCCCAUUCACUGGGGAAGUUACAGCAGGAAUGCUAAAGGAUUUUGGAGUGGAUUGGGCAAUCAUAGGUCAUAGUGAACGCCGCGAAUUCAGCGAUGCUUCGAUAGUUGAAACUAGGGAAGUAAUUAACAAAAAGGUCAAGAAUGCGCUAAAGGCUGGCCUGAACGUCAUCCUCUGUGUCGGUAAGUUUUGGCCAAAAAAGAAAACGCGCGCAGGUGAACCUAAGGCACACAUAGACAUACGAUCAUCCGAAUAUGUCAUAGCACAACUAGAGAGCUUACUGGACGGGGUCGAUCUUAGUCAGAAGAGGCUAAUAGUGGCAUAUGAACCAUCCUAUUCCGUUGGAACAGGAGAACCAGUAGAUCCAAAAAAGGUCAACGAUAUCAUUGCAGAAAUAAGAAAGUGGUUAGACACCAGAGCAGUGCUACUUAAAUUCAUCUACGGCGGCUCCGUAGACGAGAAUAAUGCACCCUUGUACGUAAAACAAGAUAACAUUGACGGAGUAAUGGUCAGCAGAAUCGCACAUAGUGAAAAAUUUGGAAAAUUGCUAGAAAAUAUUGCGGCAAACUCAAUUGUUUAG